UGGGCGGCCGUUCCCCGACAGGAGCCCGAGAGCUCCGCGGGAGCCGGGUCACUGCUUCCGCACCCGAGCUGGGGCAAUGCCGCUGGGUCGCUGGAAGAAAGCUGCUCCCCUGGUGGAGAACGACGAGGCGGAUGUCGAGAGCCGGCAGCUGGAGCCGGAGAUGGCGGGUGGGGAGCCGGGCUCGGGCCCGGGGUCAGGGUCGGCCUCCUCCUCCUCAGGCCCCCCGCUCCGGCCGCGCCUGGUCUUCCAUACGCAGCUCGCGCACGGCAGCGCCACCGGCCGCGUGGAGGGUUUCACCAACGUCCGGGAGCUCUACACCAAACUCGGGGAGGCGUUCAACAUGGAGCCCGCACAGAUUAUGUUCUGCACUUUGAACACUCACAAAGUGGACAUGGACAAACUGCUAGGUGGGCAAAUUGGCCUUGAAGAUUUCAUCUUUGCUCAUGUCAAAGGGCAGAAGAAAGAAGUUGAAAUCUACAAGUCAGAAGAUGCUUUGGGACUUACCAUCACUGACAAUGGAGCAGGUUAUGCAUUUAUCAAGAGAAUCAAAGAAGGAAGCCUCAUUGACCGAAUAGAAGCAAUCAAGGUUGGAGAUCUUAUCGAGUCGAUCAAUGGUCAGAGUGUUAUCGGUUUUCGCCACUUUGAGGUUGCCAAGCUGCUGAAAGGUUUGGUCAAGGGACAGCUGUUUACACUGCGUCUUGUGGAGCCACUUAAGGCUUUUGACAUGAUAGGGCAGCGUUCCAGAGGAGGCAAAUUUACAUCUGGUGGGCAAGUGGGCACAGGAAAAGGAACUCUACGACUGAGGGCAAAAGGCAUUGCUACUGUGGAGGACGAGCCAUCAGCAUUUGAAGAGAAAGCCAUUGAGAAAGUGGAUGACCUGCUGGAAAGCUACAUGGGGAUCAGAGACACUGAGCUAGCUGCUACUAUGGUGGACCUUGGCAAAAAUAAGAAGAAUCCAGAUGAGUUUGCACAGGCACUUGAUGAGGAACUUGGUGACUUUGCAUUUCCUGACGAGUUUGUCUUCGAUGUCUGGGGCGCUAUCGGAGAUGCCAAGGCUGGGCGAUAAACACUGGAUGCAAUUGCUGAGACUGUACGAGACCAGUGCAAGAGGCAUUUUGUUAAAAAAUAUAUAUAUUUAUAUGCUAAUAAUUUUAGGACACUGGGUCCUGGGUUACUUUUUCAUAGGAAUAUUUCAAGAUGAUUUUGUACUGUCAGACUGACCAAUAAUUCCUUGUUUCCAGACUAUCUGAUUUUUGUAAGCAGUUGAUUUGAGUACCUUUUUAGGUGCCAUAUUGUGGUGUGCUAAUGGUGUAUGCAUAAAUGGAUGCCACAACUUUGAAAGCAUUCUCCUGUGACAACACUAUGCAGAAGUUAUUUUUAAUAUAUUUUUACAGGUAUGUUUAUGGAAAUUAGAAGAGUGGGUUGGGAGAAGAAAAAUCCAUGUGAAGAUCUGAAUUGUCUGUUUUUUUGUAGGCUGCAAUUUAAAAAAAAAUAGAUACACGCCACAGUAUGGCAAUGAACUAGGGGUCCUCUACACCACUAGAACACUUAAAUUAUGGUCCUGACUAGUAAAUUUUAAUAGAUUUUCCUGUUUGUAAUGAUCAUCCAGUUUUGGAUGCCUGUUUGAGCAGAAGAUCAGGAAUGUUAGUAGGAAAGAAAGCAUUUUUUUAAAAGAAUAAGAGAUUUGCAUUUUAUACAAUAACUCAUGCCUGCUUCAUCGCCUCAAUGAUUCACUAGUAGAAUGUAAAGCAAGGUUUAUCAGACUCUUUCUUCUAUUGUUUACAAGACGAUUGUUUGCAGUACAUGGUCUAACGUUGUUUAAAUUUCCCAAUACUGGUUGAAACAGCAGACUUGCAGCCAUGUAACUGUAUUAAGCUAAGUACUGAUUGUUUUGCACACUUCCAGCUUUUAAUGACUGUUUUAAAGCUGCCAUGACUCUGACUAUGGCGGAUAUGUGAAAUGUUCAAAUUGAAAAGUGCACACCACUGAUUAUAAUCAUUUUAAUAAUUGUGAUCCUUCAGCCUUUGUACCUUGGCAAAAUAUUCUCAAGUGCAGGACUUGGAUUUCUAUAGCACCUUAAUAACCUCAGGAUGUGCUAAAGCACUUUACAGCAAUUAGGUACUUUUUUUUGAAGUAGUCUCUGUUGUGAUGCAAAGAACGUGGCAGCCGAAUUGUUCACAGCAAACUCCCAGGAACAGCAAUGUGGUAAUGAUCAGAUCACCUAUCCUAGUGAUAUCCAUCAGUAACAAAGUUGCAGUUAGAACACUGGAGGAAAACUGCCCUGUUCUUUUCAGACUAGCAAUGCAGGCUAUUUGAUGUACACUGAAGAGGGCAUUCGAGGCCUUUAAUGUGCAUUUGCUCUGGAAGAGGAUACCUCAGUCUGUGCUGCACUUCCUCAAUGCAUAAAGUAUUGGCCACCUUUUUGCACUUGAGUGGAUGUGAGGUGUAUCGACCAAUGUUGAAGUGCCGUCAAUAUUGAUGUGACAUGAAUUGAGGCAUAUUACAUUUUAAAGGAAAAUCACCCCUAUUUCUUAGGUACCAAGUGCAUUUAUAUCCAUUGAUUGUAUGUUUUAAACACAAACAGAAAUUGCUGGAAAAUCUCAGCAGAUCUGGCAGCAUCUGUGGAGUGAAGUCAGUUAAUGUUUCAGGUCCAGUGACCACUCUUCAGAAACUUUGAGUAAUGAUCACUGGACCCAAAACAUUAGCCCUGUUUUUUUUCCACAGAUGCUACCAGACCUGCUGAGAUUUUCCAGCAAUUUCUGUUUGUGCUUCAGAGUUUCAGCAUCUGCAGUUCUAUUGGUUUUAUUUUACUGUAUAUUUUAUACUGUUGCUUUUUCAGUGCCCCAAGGAGAUGAUAUUUAUGCUGUUGAGUGGGUUGGAGCAAAACAGUUAAUGCUGCAAAAGAAGCCUCUUCUGGUUAAUUACCAUUCUCAAGGGCAGUUUGACCAAGAAUCCUUUUUUAAAUAAAUCCAUUAAUUGUUAAUGUAAAGUUAAACAUAUAAUAAAUUCUGCUGUCUGCUCCAUGCACUUUUUAUUGUUUGAAAAGAUUGUAAUUUUGAUGUGAUUUAAUCCAUUAAAAAGGAACUGGUAAUUA
Molecule: messenger RNA, 3094 nt
Organism: Stegostoma tigrinum
Lineage: Eukaryota; Metazoa; Chordata; Chondrichthyes; Orectolobiformes; Stegostomatidae
Product: PDZ domain-containing protein GIPC1-like
Exons: 6
Coding region: 77-1066 (329 amino acids)
Molecular function (GO): protein binding
Source: RefSeq, a predicted model, not a curated record